CAAUAGACAAUCUUUGGACGGAAAGUGGAAAGUUGUACGUUGUGCGCAGGCGCUCCCCGGGAUUAAUGUCAAGGCACAAAAGUGGCGCUUCACCGUUUCCAGCUCUGCUCCGGUGGUUGCCUUAGCGAUGGACGGGGAGUCAGAACCAAACCCUGCCGUAGCAGAAGAGGCAGGGGAGCGGGUGGAGCCCAUGGAUGCCACUCCUUCCCCUCAGCAACAGACCACACCCCCCUCCGAAGAGGCUGGGGACGCAGUUUCCAUGGUAACAGAAGAUGGAACCACAAAGGAGGGCGGCACAGAGGACAAUGAUGAUGAUGUGGUUCUGGUAGAGGAGAACGCUCCCCAGCCUUCAGCCACAACCCUUUCCCAAGACACGCCCAGCACAGACUGCCUUGAGCUGGCUGCUGCCGUGGCAACUGUAGACAUGUCCACGGCAACAGUGCCCUCCAGAAUCCCCAGUCCUCCUGCGUUUUCCAGCACAUCCACAGUGGCAGCACCUCCUCAUCCUCCAACCACAGUAGCAGAGCCUAUCAUCAUUGAUGAUGAGGAGGACUCUGAACAGAAAGACACUUCCUCCUCACCGGCACCCCCUGGAGGCUCCUCAGCACCCCACUCGCCAGGUGCCCUCAGCAGCACAGAGCCAGAUUCAGAAAUCAGGAUCGCCAGUGUCACGACACUGGGCGAGAAAGGAAGCUCCGCAGUUUCCACGGUAAAUGCUCUGCCACAUCCAGUGGACAUCCAGGCGGACAUGAACCUGAUGAUAACCUCUGUGACAUCACUGCAGGGAGGGGCAGCGGCUGUCGCAGCGGCAGGUGAAGGCCAGGCAGAGGAAAAUGGUCUGCAGAUCAGCAGCACCUUUAGCCUGAAUCUCGACACCGCAUCUGGUCGACCAACAGCUUCUUUCAACCCUGGGCGGGGCUCAGGCUCGAUGGACCAGCUGGUACAGAACGGAGACACGGGGACGCACAACAGGACAGACUCGUGGAUCUCCCAGUCAGCUUCAGUCCCUCGCAACCAAAAACAGACAGGGGUGGACUCUCCAUCACCUGCCACCUCCCUGCCCAAACCUCCAGGCCAGUCUUCCUCCUCUUCUUCUCCAGGUUCCCAGCCACAACCCAGGACAGUCAAGGUGACCUGUGCUAACUGUAAAAAGCCUCUGAAGAAAGGCCAAACGGCUUACCAGCGUAAAGGCUCCACACACCUGUUCUGCUCCACCACCUGUCUUUCUGCCUUCUCACACAAACCCACCCCCAAGAAAAGCUGCACCAUGUGCAAAAAGGACAUAACAAACAUGAAGGGUACCAUUGUCGCCCAGGUUGACUCCAGCGAGUCCUUCCAGGAAUUCUGCAGCACUGGCUGCCUAGGCGCAUACGAGAACAAACAAAAUCCACCCAAGUCGGGCCUGAAAACCAAAUGUACUGUCUGCGGGAAGCUCACGGAGAUCCGGCACGAGGUUAGCUUUAAGACUGUGACCCAUAAGAUCUGCAGCGACACAUGUUUCAACGUUUACCGCAGGGCCAACGGCUUGAUCAUGAACUGCUGCGAGCAAUGCGGCGACUACCUGCCCAGCCGAGCGUCAGCCAACCACUUCCUGCUGGUCGAUGGCCAACAGAAACGCUUCUGCUGCCAGAACUGCAUCAGGGAGUACAAGCAGGCCCACAGUAAGCUUGCGAGCUGCCUGACAUGCAAAACGCUGAUCAAGACGGGCGAGGUGCUCCACAGCCUCGGAGCGGGCGGCACCAUGGGUUCCUACUGCUCUGUCAACUGCAUGAACAAGGGCAAGUUGGCGUCAACCUCCUUCUACAAUGCAGAACCCACGUGUCACUUCUGUAAGAGGAAUUCAUUACCGCAGUACCAAGCCACCCUUCCAGAGGGAAACAUCCUCAACUUCUGCAGCUCUCAGUGUGUUACCAAGUUCCAGAAUGCUACUCUUCAAACGGCCACUAACGGACAGACGCCGCUCUCCACUGCAAACAACACCGUCCAGCUGAAGUGUAACUACUGUCGAGGAGCGUUCAGCCUCAAACCUGAAACUCUGGAUUGGGAGGAUAAGGUCUACCAGUUCUGUAGUAAGGCGUGUUGUGAGGAUUACAAGAAGCUCCACUGCAUCGUGACGUUUUGUGAGUACUGUCAAGAGGAGAAGACGCUACAUGAGACGGUCAAGUUCUCCGGGGUUAAGAGACCUUUCUGCAGCGAAGGUUGUAAGCUGUUAUUUAAGCAGGAUUUUAUCAAACGGUUGGGUCUGAAGUGUGUCACGUGUAACCACUGCAGCCAGCUCUGUAAGAGAGGCGUGACCCGACAGCUCGGUGGCAUGACCCGGGACUUCUGCAGUGAGGCAUGUGCCAAGAAGUUUCACGACUGGUACUACAAGGCGGCGCGGUGUGACUGCUGUAAGGUGCAGGGUAACCUGACCGAGUCUGUGAUGUGGAGAGCAGAGAUGAAGCAGUUCUGUGACCAGCAAUGUCUGCUGAAGUUCUACUGCCAGCAGAAUGAGCCCAUCAUGGUCACACAGAAAGGCCCUGAGAACACCAGCCUGGGGUUUGAAAUGCAAGGGGCCAAACUUGGGCUGGUGAACCAGGGUACUGUGGCGUACGCUGGUGGAGGUUUGAUGAGAGAUGUGAAGAACAAGGCAGUGCUCUGCAAGCCGCUCACCCUUACCAAGGCUACCUAUUGCAAACCACACAUGCAGAGCAAACUAUUACAGACAGAUGUGGACGAUGGUGUGAAGAGGGAGUAUAUUCCUAUACCCAUACCUGUGCCUGUCUUUAUGCCUGUGCCAAUGAACAUGUAUUCCCAGGUCACUCCUAGGCCAGUCUCCCUGCCUGUACCGGUUCCUGUGCCUGUGUUCCUGCCCACCACCCUGCAGGGGGCAGAGCAGAUCGUCCAGACCAUCAAUGAGCUGAAAACCAAGGUGCCCUCUGACCCCCUGGAGGCCGACCUGCUGUCCAUGGCCGAGAUGAUUGCAGAGGACCAGAAGCCAGACGUGAAGCCAGUGAAGGUGAAGAGGGAGCAUGUAGGGGAGGAGACCACCAGCAGCAGCUCUGAGGAGGAGGAGGAGGAGAAGAAGGAAGAAGAGGAGGACAAGUAUGAGCCUGAUUUGGACCUAGAGGAAGACUUCCCUCAAGCCUCAGAACCUGAUCCAGUCCUGGAGGGAAUGGACGAGGACAUGGGCUUCUCUCUACCUCCAGUCCUGGCAGAGGAGAAGGAGGACCCGGAGGAGUCAGCACCUCGACCCCAGCCCAGGAGACAAGGGAACAAGAGGUUGGCGGUUGAGGAGGCCUCGUCCUCUUCUUCUCAUCCAGCAAACAGACGCUCAGAGGGACGUUCACUGCCUCUCAAAGCUCGCUAUGGCGUCAAUGCCUGGAAGCGCUGGGCGUUGUCUCCUUCUGACCAAUCAGAUGACACCAAAGUAAAAGAUUGCUCCAAACCUGCUCCUGCAGCCUGGUCUAAAAGUAACCUGUUGUCGCUGAGUUCAGAGGAGUUGAACGUGGCUUUGUCCCGAUUUGUCAGGGAAGUCUGCAGGCCGAGUGGGGAGCGCUACUCUCCAGACAGCAUCCUCUACCUCUGUCUGGGGAUCCAGCAGCAUCUUCACGCCAAAGGCCGCAAGGAUGACCUGUUCAGUGACCCGUGCUACCAGCAAUUUGGGGAGGAGCUCAACAAGGUCCUGAAGGACUGGCAGCCCAGCGUGCUCCCUGAUGGCUCACUGUGGGGUCGAGUGGAGGAGCAGAGUCUGUGGAGCAGCCGGCAGCUCGGGGAGCAGAGUGCUGCUGCUCUGCUGCGCUCGCUGGUCUACCUGAACACAAAGUACUUCGGCCUACGCACUGUGGAGCAGCACCUCCGCCUCUCCUUUGCCAAUGUCUACGGCCCUGACACCGUCCAUCCUGUCACCAAGGAGACCACAGUCUGCAUCCGCGUGCCUUCCAUCUCUCAGGAUCACCAUGUGCAAAAAGAGUCUAAGAAGAGGAAGCGUCAGUUGGAGGAUGGCGACCAGGACUAUGAGCCAGAUGACGACUCGGGAAACUCAAUUCUACAUUGUCCUGUCAAGAAGCACGAAUGCCAUCUAUAUGAGCUCUACAGAUCAAAGUGCCCAGCGUUGUUGCGGGAGCGUCUGGACGUCUUCUACGUUCAGCCAGAUCCGGCCUGCAGUCCAGAUGGCUCGCUAUGGUUCAGCUCCACGCCGCUGGAGCGACGCAUCCUGGAGAGCCUCCUCACCAGAGUCCUCCUGGUUAGGGACAUUUACACAGACAAAGAACACCUGGAGGAAGAUGAGGAGGAAGAGGGCGGGGGUGAACGAGCUGGGGGAGAGUAACAGUUGCUUUGGACUUAUGUUAGAGUCAAAGGAGGAGGAUAGCGAGUAGUGUUUGUGCUCUUCCCCUGUCCUCUCGUCUGGUCCUCCUUCCCCUCCCUGCUGACUUGCUGUGUCCUCCUGGUGAGGGUCGUCCGCAACAGAAAACCUGAGAAGGUAGAGAAUGAUGAAGGUGGUGUUGGAGAGCAGCCUCAACUUGUACUUCUGCUGAUAGAUUCACAAACAGAGGAGGAAGAGGUUAUGAAGCUAGAGAACAUGUUUGAUUUUCCCUCCAGUCAUAAACCAGAAGAGGCACAGAUGUGAAGAAUAAGUUGGGAUAAUCGGAGGACAAGGAGUAAGGGAUGAAGUAAGGGAUAAAGGAGGUGGAGCUAUAAUUUAUGGUCAUAUGAUAGCUACAUCAGGUAAAAUACCAAAUGUAUUGACCGUUAUCAUCAUAAUAUUUGGAAAGAUAGGAUGUGCUCUUGUAGUGAGGGUGUAGUGUGUUUUUUAGCGCACAAACAGUAAGUAGCUUGAAAAUAUUUAAACUUUUAACCACACAGACUCGUGCUUUAAGAGAGGUUAUCAGCAGCCACCAGUGGAGGCUAUAAGGAGGUCCAAAGCAGACAUGCAGGCAAAGUAACAGUCAUGGAGUUACUUCCUCUUCCUCCACCUCACUCUCAGCUUCAUGUCCUCCUCGCCACCGCUCGGGGGUCAGGAGAAAAACAAACAAAAACAGAUUUUCACAAGGAGAAACAGCAAGUAAGGGAGAAGGCAGAGAGGAGUGUCUGGGCAAAACCAGAGAAGAGGAGAAGCAGGUAGUGUGAGGCUGAUGUUGCGUUCUACAGAGUUGGAAGUUGAAAUUCCCAGCUGGUAGGUCGAAAUUCCAUCUUUGCAGUCGGUAGACAUGUCAUCAACAGGUUUCUUUGGACCACAUCAACAAGUCUUCACAUUUUAGCUGCUAAUCAUGUUGAUAUUUGGCAGAACAAUAGCAACUGUAAGUGCUGCUCUAUAUCUCAAAUUUAUAUUUUAAAAGACGAUUAAACACUAAAUGUUCUACAGCAUCUGUUGCAUAUCUGAACACAUUCAACAGUGACCUAAUAUUGCACUUUUGUCCAAUGCCACAUCACUUUGUGGGGUUUGAAAAUGUUUACCUUUUUAGAUGGAAGCAAAGGUGAGAUGUGUUUGUCUUUAAAGAGUGAAUUAAUACCUGGAUCAGUAAAAUGUGUUUCACUGAUCUCUGGUUGAAAAUUAAAUGGUUUUGUUAAUGUAGGAUUUAAAGGAUUUGCACACUCACACAACUCAUUUCUGGAAUAAUUAGACCUCUGUUCAGAUUGAAGUUGGGGACAGUUCCGCUGGGAAUUACUUAAAUUCACUAAACUCAAUGCACAAAGAAGAAUGAAAUGGUACAAUCGUCCCCCUGCAGCAGGGGAGUCAAGUGCCACGAAGCCCUUAACAACAUAUGAAAUCAGGUAUAAGUGUUUGUGUGUAGGGCCUUUUUAAUGUCAUGAACUCAGUUAAUUGGGCUUGAGCGUAUUUUGAUAAUUGCUCUGACAGAUGCUGCAUGGACCACCAGUGUGAGAAAUUUUGCCACAUAGGAUAAUUCCAAUUGAAUUUUUUGCUGCAGGAAUAUGGAAUUUCCGACUUUCCAACACGUGUGGAAAGCAGCAUCAGAUCUCCUCUUAUUAGUCAGGGUGUCCUACUGUAUCACACAUUAACCUUCUCCAUUAACUGGGCUGCUUUCAUUCCUUCCCAUCAUCACGUUGCCUCUUCUGCUACUGCUCUUCCUCUGUCAGUACUGCUCUCAGGCGAAACCUUUGCACCACAGAGGACUUCAGCUCAUACAGGCAGGAGUCAAGACUGAUCCCAGGACAGUUAAAGCAACUGAGAGGACAAAGUCUGAACCUCAUUCUGGUGCAGGGGAAAGGCAACCUACCGACAUGCUGCGUUUCUUUUAUAGGACAUUAGGGGAACCUUCCUUUAUGUGAUGUAGCAUUAUAUGAGUACUAAGCCCAGAUUGGGUUGCUUUGAAGUGUAAAUAUCUCUGAAACAAGGCGGUUAUUGGAGUCAACACAGAGGGACACUGUAGUUUAGGGUGGAAGAAACACCCGCCUCCCAAGAAACCCCCUUUUUUUUUCUUUUUUUUUAAAAAAAAAGACUGAUUAUUUAUUUCUCCUAUUAUUAAUUUGACAGUUUCCUCUUUACGUUGGGAUGGGAAUUUUUAUGGGUGCCAUUUCUUUCUCAACUUUUACUCAUUGAAAACCAGCUGCAGUCCUGUUCCCUCACCUCUCUCGCCCAUGUCAAUGCUAGCUGUGCAGGAACCCAUCAAACAUGAAGGACACUGACUUUUCAAUUCAAGGGUUCAGAUUCCCCACAGACUAUUUUUUGAAAAAUUUCUUUCUGCUUCUGUCCCUGUGUUUGUAUUUUCCUGACAUUUCUCAGUUAUUCUAGGUCUCCUUUAAACUUAAUAUUGGUUUAGUUUGAAAAUUGAGCACUUGUUAAUAAGUGCUCUGUUCUUCUUCCAAGCUAUUUAAGAGUGCUAGCACUGCAAAGCAAAAGCUUGUGUUGUAAUAAAGUAUUUGUUGGACAUCUAUUUCAUUUUAUUUUUCUCAGUUUUCAUGAACCAAACUCAAGUUUUUCUCAAGUUACACUAUCGAUUCAUUUCUUUCAUUUUUUAAUUAUUUUUUUUUAUUUAUGUGGUCCCCUUUUUUUUACUUUUCAUCUUAUGAAUAUUAUUUGAAUUUGCUUUGUGUUUGUGUCAAUAAAUUUGAGAAAGUGUCAUCAUGCUAAAAAUGAAUCCAAGGUUGGUUGUUUGAAGAUUUUGUUUUUCUACCACUUCCUUGAUCAUUAAUUGACUUUCAUUUAAAUAGUGAGAAGACUGAGAAGUAAUGCUGGCUACGUUCUUCAUGUUUCCACACCCAGUACUCAAAAUACAAGGAACACCUCCCACACACACUGUUGUACACACAAUAUCUCAAAUUAGGAAUCAAACAUGUCUUUUCUGCAUGAUCCACAUCACUGCUCCUCCUGACUGAAAAGGAUUUAAACUCAGUCAAGGACGACACUUUGAAAGAGGUGUUCCUGUUAUUUUGUACACUUCACUGUGCAUUUACUGGUAUAGAACUGCGGUGUUACAUUACAGGAACAAAGAUAAGUGGAUGUAGAGGGACAACGUUGGUCUGGAUUUCUGACAACAGUUCCGUAUUCCAGACCAAAAUCCAAACCUUUAAACUUGACUGUGGACGUUAACAAAACUGACCCUGGAUCAGAGGACCCUUGUUGACCGGCUGAUUUUCUUGCUGGACUCCAAGGCAGCGACUGACAGUAGACGCUGUGGCUGGCAUUAAUGCCUAAUGUGAAUGUGCCUAACUGUAUAUACUGAAAGUGAGUGAUUGUGACUUGAGUCUGAUGCUAUGUGUGUGGGCUGAUCUGCUGAUACGGUCAUGUUAAAUAAAUGAUUUCAUUUUCUAACCAGA
Messenger RNA from Thunnus maccoyii (southern bluefin tuna), 7758 nucleotides. RefSeq names its product zinc finger, MYM-type 2 (gene zmym2). The record is from RefSeq and is a predicted model, not a curated record. The coding region runs from base 128 to 4309 and encodes 1393 amino acids. Gene Ontology annotation, molecular function: zinc ion binding. Lineage: Eukaryota; Metazoa; Chordata; Actinopteri; Scombriformes; Scombridae. The transcript is spliced from 26 exons.